AUGGCUAUAGGACCUACUCUAGGGACCGGGUUGUUUAUCGGUUCCGGUCAAGCUUUAGCUGCCGGUGGUCCAGCCUCAUUGCUCGGCUCCUACAUAUUCAUAUCCGUAUUGGUAUACUGUGUAUCGACGGCUGUCUCAGAGAUAGCGGCUCACCUACCCUCCCAGAAUGGCACAAUGGUCAAUCACACUUAUCGCUAUGCUUCGUCCCAUUUAGGAUUUUCCCUCGGGUAUCUACGCUGGCUUUCCAUAGCUACGUUGGUCCCCUUUGAAAUCACCAAUGCAAUGGUCAACCUUGGCCUUUGGAAUCCCGGAGCUAGGCUUGCAAUACGGAUCAGCAUUGUCACUGCCGUGGUGUUCUUCUUCAACAUGUUGCCAGAAAAGGUGUUCAAAAGAUCGGAGGCUGCAUUCACAGCUUUGAAACUUGUCACAACCAUCGGCCUCAUCAUUAUUUCUGGCUAUCUCGCCGUUCGGGGGGCCCCCGAAUCUGCUGCGCGGGGCUUCCAAUACUGGCACGAACCUGGUCCUAUGAACGAAUAUCUCACUGACGGUCAUUUGGGACGGCUUCUAGGGCUAGUACAGUGUAUCCUAUGCAGCACUAUAUCCUUCAUCUUCAGCCCCGAAUUGAUCGUUCAGCGAGCGGAGCAAGUAGAUUCAGAGUCGACCCGAAGUAUUUUGAACGUGACUCGAAUUGAUUGUAUCCAUCUUUUCGCACUCUAUAUAUUGAGUUCUCUAGCCAUCACCCUGACUAGCCCAUCGGAUGAGCCUCUUUUGACGAAUCAUGGCAUCGGUGCUGGAUUAUCGCCCUACAUUGUGGGCAUUAGAAGAUCUGGGAUACCUAUUCUACCAACCGUUGCAACAGCUCUCAUAUUCCUGUCAUCUGUGGCCUCUGGACGAUCAUUCCUCUAUAUAUCAUCUCGUACCUUGUGCUCCCUGGCUGAGACUGGACAUGGCCCCGAGUUGUUCAAGCUACGCAAUGACUAUGGUGUGCCUUAUAUCUCUGUUGCUAUAUCAGCACUGUUCUCUGGGUUUGCGUAUCUAUCCUUGGCAAUGUCUGCGUCGGUCGUCUUUAAUCUGCUCAUGUAUUUCAUCACCACGUCCGGCUAUAUUUCGUGGUUGUUCUCGUGUGUUAUCUAUUUCCAGUUCCGACGGACAACCGCACUACAAGGGUUCACACCAGCCAACCAGACACGUAUCCAACCGUACGGUGCAUAUUUCGGUAUCGCAGCCUGUACAUUUCUGCCCUUGGCCAACGCCCUAAUACUAGCAGCCCCGUCAUGGGUAGUUGCGAGGAACUCCAUUCCUACGUACAUUGCCGUGUCUAGUUUUCUUCUACUUUACUUUGGGCACCUGAUGAAUUCCAUCAUCACACGGCGACGUCUUGAAUCCGGGGAGCUCCGAAGGCAUGGAUGUGGCGGCACGCUUGAUAAGCGCUUCAUAACACCCCAGAGUUGA
Aspergillus pseudonomiae is the source of this 1452-nucleotide messenger RNA. RefSeq names its product putative proline permease. Gene Ontology annotation, molecular function: amino acid transmembrane transporter activity. The transcript has a single exon. Bases 1 to 1452 code for a protein of 483 amino acids. Gene Ontology annotation, cellular component: membrane. NCBI's taxonomy places the organism in Eukaryota, Fungi, Ascomycota, Eurotiomycetes, Eurotiales, Aspergillaceae. Gene Ontology annotation, biological process: amino acid transmembrane transport. The record is from RefSeq and is a predicted model, not a curated record.